AUGGGGAAGAAACACAAAUCCCAACCCACGGCUGCUGCGUCUGCGCUCGAGGAAAAUGCUGGCAGUACUCCAGCUGCCAAUGGUUCAAUCCCAUCCUUUCCCUUUUUUGCCGGCGGUGGGGAGAGCGCAGUAGCUGUUGAUCCGAUGCUUGCUUCGCUAUUUGAGAAGAGCGCUGGACCUGUGAAAGCUCCUCAAUUCACUAAUGCGAAGCUGAUCGCGACGUCAGCAAAUGGUGGAAAGUCUGGGGGACGGACCAAUGGAGUGGGGCAAGGCACAUCGCAAGAUGAUAUGGAAUUAACCUCAUCUAAUGAGGAAGAGGCGGGGGAGGGAGCUUCGUCGGAGACCAGUGAUCAAAUGAUGGAGGAUGUCGGUGAUGAAGCAUUGAGUCCAGAAAAACGACGGAAACGAAAACGAGGCGGCGCAGAGGACAUAGAGGAAUCAUACAUGCGGCGCAUAGCAAAGGAGGAAGCCAAGGAAGAUGAGAAGCGACGGAGUGAGAAAGCGAAACGGCAGAAAAUUGUGGAAAGCGUCGGGAGGGAAAGUGACUCUUCAGACUCUGAAAGUGACAACGAGGAGGAUGAAGAUGGCAUAGACAACCCUCCCAUUGUCCACGAAUCCAACUCCAGCAAGCCCGAUGCCGCCCUCCUCGACAAAUCCGCCCGCACCAUCUUCCUCUCCAACGUCUCCACAGAAGCCAUAAAAUCCAAAUCCGCAAAGAAAACCCUCCUCAAACACCUCUGCUCUUUCUUCCCUUCCCUCCCCGAAUCCGCCACACCACAUAAGAUAGAAUCAAUCCGCUUCCGCUCCACGGCCUUCUCCACCCAAUCAAUGCCCAAACGCGCAGCAUACGCCAAGCGCGAGCUCAUGGACUCCACCACCCGCAGCACAAAUGCGUACGUAGUCUACAGCACCACUGCAGCCGCACGAGGAGCCCCCAAGGCUCUGAACGGCAGUGUCAUCCUCGACAGACACCUGCGUGUCGACAGCGUCGCCCACCCUGCCCCCAUCGACUACAAGCGGUGCAUCUUCGUCGGCAACCUCGGCUUCGUCGACGAAGAAACGCCCACCGACGAACAAGUCGCAGGGCAACAGAAGGAGAAGAAGAAGCGAAAACAAAAGCACGCCCCGCCCGCAGACGUGGAGGAGGGCCUCUGGCGCACUUUCAACGAGCACACGCGCGCCAGCAUCGCGAAGCCGUCCAAGCCCACCGCUGCUGGCAAGUCCGCGGAUCCCAGUAAUAAUAAAAUAAGCAAGGAUACUGGUCCUCGUCCGGACCUGGGCGGCGGCCCCGUUGAAUCCGUCCGCGUCAUCCGCGACCCGGCAACGCGGAUUGGGAAGGGAGUCGCCUACGUCCAAUUCCGCGACGAGAAUGCCGUUGAGAUGGCGCUGUUGUUGGACGGGCAGAAAUUCCCGCCGUUACUCCCGCGCAAGCUGCGUGUCACGCGUGCGAAACGGGUUGUGAAGAAAACUCGUAACGAUAGUGCUGGGGAUCAAGGAAGAAGUAAUGGUAGUAAAACGGACAGCAGGAAUGCCAAUAAGACUCGGCUGGGACAGCGGAGGAGCGGGGUAGGAGGGGAUCGGCAAGCCAGCUUUGAGGGCCGCGCGACGGCGUUGUUGGGGAAGGCUGGGGCGUGGAGGGUGCAACAUCGCCGCUCCACUGACGAGACUGGGGAGCGGAGGAGCAGGGAUAAUGAGGCUACUAGUGGCGGUUCUGCCCCGUUUGUCUUUGAGGGUUUCAGGGCCAGGCCGGAUAAGGGGCCUGGGUUUAAGGUGAGGACAAAGAGUCGUGGGGCGAAGGCGCUGGCUGGGCAGCCGAAGUCUAGGAAUACUCUGGAGCUCUUCAGCGGUAUUUGA
Molecule: messenger RNA, 1854 nt
Organism: Histoplasma capsulatum G186AR
Lineage: Eukaryota; Fungi; Ascomycota; Eurotiomycetes; Onygenales; Ajellomycetaceae
Product: nucleolar protein
Exons: 3
Coding region: 1-1854 (617 amino acids)
Molecular function (GO): RNA binding
Source: RefSeq, a predicted model, not a curated record